Chelmon rostratus (copperband butterflyfish) is the source of this 5974-nucleotide messenger RNA. RefSeq names its product solute carrier family 9 member A1a (gene slc9a1a). The record is from RefSeq and is a predicted model, not a curated record. Gene Ontology annotation, cellular component: membrane. Lineage: Eukaryota; Metazoa; Chordata; Actinopteri; Chaetodontiformes; Chaetodontidae. Gene Ontology annotation, biological process: regulation of pH; sodium ion transport; proton transmembrane transport. Gene Ontology annotation, molecular function: sodium:proton antiporter activity. The coding region runs from base 1 to 2445 and encodes 814 amino acids. The transcript is spliced from 13 exons.
AUGCCUUCGAAGACGGGCUCACACAGCCCGGCUAGCUUCGGUAAGAGUCUACCGGAGCGGGGACUGCUCCUGUUGAUGGUUCUGGUGUUUCUGGAGGGCUCCGUGCUUCCUCUCGGAGCAGCCAGCUCUCCGGAUAUCAGCCACCAAGCGAAGGUGGACAACCGCACAGUGGCGCACGCACGGCACAACUUGACUAAAAAGCCUUUCCCCGUGCUCAGCCUCGACUACCAUCACAUUCAGACCCCUUUUGAAAUCUCAUUAUGGGUGCUGCUCGCCUCUUUAAUGAAAUUAGGAUUCCACCUGAUUCCUCGGCUGUCCAGCAUUGUGCCAGAAAGCUGCCUGUUGAUUGUGGUGGGCCUGCUUGUUGGGGGGCUCAUCAGACUAGCUGGAGAAAAGGUCCCUCCAGUGCUGGACUCCAGAUUAUUCUUCCUCUGCCUGCUGCCUCCCAUCAUCCUGGAUGCUGGCUACUUCCUGCCCAUCCGUCCCUUCAUGGAGAACCUGGGCACGAUCCUGAUGUUUGCUGUUGUGGGGACCCUGUGGAAUGCCUUCUUCAUCGGGGGCCUGCUGUAUGCUGUGUGUCAGAUCCCGCCAGCCCAUUCAUCCAACCUGCGCCAGCUGGAGCUCCUGCCUUGCCUGCUGUUCGGCUCCAUCGUGUCGGCUGUGGAUCCUGUUGCUGUGCUAGCUGUCUUUGAGGAGAUCCACAUCAAUGAACUGUUGCACAUCCUGGUGUUCGGCGAAUCACUGCUCAACGAUGCUGUCACUGUGGUGUUAUACCACCUGUUUGAGGAGUACGCGGGUGUUGGCAUAGUGACAGUGCUGGAUGGUUUCCUGGGAAUCAUCUCCUUCCUGGUGGUUGCAUUGGGUGGCGUUCUAGUCGGAGCCAUUUAUGGAAUCCUGGCCGCCUUCACUUCACGCUUCACCUCCCACACCCGAGUCAUUGAGCCACUUUUUGUCUUUGUGUACAGCUACAUGGCCUACCUGUCAGCUGAGAUGUUCCACCUCUCUGGCAUCAUGGCGUUAAUAGCAUGCGGAGCAGUGAUGCGACCCUAUGUGGAGGCCAACAUAUCCCACAAGUCCCACACUACCAUCAAGUACUUCCUGAAAAUGUGGAGCAGCGUCAGCGAGACACUGAUCUUCAUCUUUCUAGGUGUGGCGACGGUGGACGGACCUCAUGCCUGGAACUGGACCUUCGUCACCGUCACUGUCAUUCUGUGUCUGGUGGCACGGGUCAUAGGUGUGGUUGGUCUAACCUAUGUAAUCAACAAGUUCCGCAUCGUCAAACUGACCACCAAGGACCAGUUCAUUAUUGCCUACGGUGGCCUGCGAGGGGCCAUCGCCUUCUCCCUCGGCUUCCUGUUGAAGAGGGAGCACUUCCCCAUGAGAGAGAUGUUCCUUACUGCCAUCAUCACUGUUAUCUUCUUCACUGUCUUUGUUCAGGGCAUGACCAUCAAACCCCUAGUGGAGCUGCUGGCAGUGAAGAAGAAACAGGAGGCCAAGCGUUCGAUUAAUGAGGAAAUCCACACCCAGUUCCUGGACCACCUUCUGACAGGGAUUGAAGACAUUUGUGGACACUAUGGACACCACCACUGGAAGGACAAAUUGAACCGCUUCAACAAGAAGUACGUGAAGAAGUGCCUGAUUGCAGGCGAACGCUCCAAGGAGCCACAGCUCAUCGCCUUCUACCACAAGAUGGAGAUGAAACAGGCCAUUGAGAUGGUGGAGAGUGGAGGGGGAGUCAAGCUGCCUUCUGCGGUGCCUUCCACUGUAUCCAUGCAGAACAUCCAGCCCAAGAAGCCUCCUCCUGCCAAGCCUGUAGAGAGAGCUCUGCCCCAGCUGCCUAAAGGCCGAGAGGAGGAGAUCAGGAAGAUCCUCAGGAGUAACCUCCAGAGGACACGACAGAGGCUGCGCUCCUACAACAGACAUACUCUGGUGGCUGAUCCGUACGAGGAUGGCUUGGGUGAUUUGCUUAUCAAGAAGCAAAAGAUGAUUGAGCUGGAGAAGAAGAUAAAAGACAUGAGUAACUACCUGACGGUGCCUGCUGCUCCUCCUGACUCCCCGACCAUGUGCAGGGCCAGACUGGCUUCAGGCAGAGAAACUGAUUUCACACCUGCUCAACAGCAGAAAGGGAACAAAGUCUGUCCAGACCCCCAAGCCUACAGCAUGAAGCCGGCCUCAGACAGUGUGCCGACCAUCCAGGUAGACCUUGCCUCUCCUCAGUCUCCAGACUCUGUCAACCUGAUGGAUGAGUUCAGACGGGCCGGCCAGCAGCAGCAGCAGCAGCAGGAGGAGGACCAGGGCCUGAUGAUGAAGCCUCCCUCAGGGCAGAGUGGACCUAACAAGCCAGGUGAGGCAGACGGACCCAGAGAACAGCAGAAGCUGAUGAGGUGCCUGAGCGACCCCGGUCCCAGUGCAGACGAGGACGAGGAUGAACCCUUCCUGCCUUGAUAUGGCAGACUGGAUGUGGGGGGGUCAGACUGUGUCCUGCCUUCACUGGUUAGAUGAAAGAGGGCUGCUUCACCGCUCUGCUCUAAAUAAUCUUUUUGGUUCAGAAACCAAACAAGCCAAAACUGCUAAUGCUGUACAAACCAGGAGGAGAAAGCAAAAGAAGAAACAAAGAACCAUUAGUUUGUUAUUGUCAUUGCUUUUUAUUUUUUUAGACAGGAUUGGAACAGCAGUCGCUGCUCUCUGAGAGAUGAUGGAGUUUAUGCUUGAUAGUCCGAGACAUUCAGGAAAGAACUAUGCAUUACCAAAGGUUUGGACUGUUUAAGUGUCAGACAAUGUCAUUUCUACUUUAGUGUUAGAUGUCUUUCUCAAUUAUUGCAUAGUUGCUGGUUUUUUAUUUGUUCAUGAUUUUUGUCUCAAAGCUACAUUCUUUGAGACGCGAUGGGCCUCUAAUCCUAAAUGUAAUCAACAAAUCAAACCGCUUCAAUGCGGUUUUCACUUUCAAACAUUGAGUUUAAGGUGUUUGAUUUAAUCCAGUAUCUCACUGAAACCAUUCUUUCAUUCUGUCACUUGAAAUUGCUGGAUAUUCAAACAUUUAGUGUAGCUAGUUUAAGAUAUUUGGCCUUAUUUUAUGUCAAACCCUUUCACUUGGUGCAGUUUUACCUUUAUCAUUUUUAAAAAGGUAUUUUUAUUUCCGGGGUACAAAUGUCUGUUUGCAAUCAGUUUAGUACAGUCUUCGUUGGACUGGGGGUUAAAAGCUGGAUGUAUUUAGUCACUGUGUAAAAGAACCAAAGUUCUUUACAGUCAUGCAUACCUUGUCCUAUGGCUGUGGAGGGACUUACUGUAUUUCUUCAAAUAGUGACCAGGACCUUUACUUACCUCAACUGCACAAGGUACUAGGCCUUUAUUUGAAGCAGGCUUGUAUUCCGUCUGCUUUUAUUCCCUCUGCCUGGUUUUGAUCUGCUCCCAUUUGCCCUGUCUUUGCAUUAUGCUAUUAAUACAAACUCGACACUGAAACAUUUGCAGGAACGUGUGGUGGGAAACUAAUUUACUGGCAAAGUUCCCAUACAGAACUUUCGUCUUGUGGUACCUCUACGUUACUACAUAAUACAGUUUGGUUACGCGAUUAACACAGGUACAAAAAUUGGGACAAUAACACUUUACAUGAGCAAACUUGAACAAAAAGGUGUUGAUAAUUGCUGAUAAUAUUUUUGAAUUUCUACAAGCAAUGGAAAUAUACAUUGUUUUUUGCUGGCAUGCACAUAAAAUAACACUCACUGGAUGUUUAUUCAGUCUUCUUCUUCAGUUCAGUUUUUCCCUGGCCAUUAUUUGGGAAGGGUCUUUGUUUGUGUUGACCACGCCUCCCAACAAUAUUCAACACCUGGCCUUUAUUUGAUUACCGGUUUUUAUUGGAGGAAAUGCAGUAUGUGAAAUCCCUCACUGUUGUAUAUAGAAGUUUUGACCUACAAAUACAGAAUAAAGCUGAGUGUAGGGCAGGCUUGGGAGACAGAUGGUGAUGCAGCACAGAUGUUUUGAUGUCAGUGAUUAUGCUUGAAUCCCCACCCAAGUCUUCUGAAGUGAAAUCACAAAUUGUCAUGUCAUGUUUCUGUGUAUAUGUUUUAUGUUUUACCUCAACUUUAGAACCCCCUUUAAAACUCAACUCAAGUAGGGGUCGAGUUGUUAGAGUAGAUGUAUCUCUCUAUAUGUAUACAGUAUAUAUUAAUGUAAUUAACAAGUGCCCAUCUAAGUCACCUUCACACUCCUCAUCACAUGAGCUGAUUUUAAUAUAUCAAAUUAAUCAGCGAUCACUUUCUUUUACAUGCAUUCUACAGGUUUUUUUACUGGCGUUUUGAAGAAGCAUUUUUGUCCGAUGUCGCUGUUUAGCUGAUUACAGGAUGCCACAAGUGAAGGUUAGUUUGUAAAGGAGCCCAUCCACACCUCUUAACCUUCUUGAAAUCUAAGACUGUAAGCAUGUCAUGGCAAAAAAAAAAAUGUAAUUCUAUGCAGUAUAGAUGUGUAAAAUAUGUAAAUUAAUUAUAAUAUCCUAUAUUUAUGAAUACCCUUUAAAACUGAAGUCUUGUAAUCUUGUUAACAUGCAACACAUUGAAACACACCUAAAAUCAAACAUGGGCAUUAAAAUAAAUGGUCACAAAAACAGAGUCUUUGCACAUCUGAGAAAGACUUACGUUAUCUGCAGGCCUAGUGUUCUGUCGAUACUGUAAGUCACUCUCUACUGUAUAUGGUUGUACAGUGUGUAGGAUAGCCAGUGUAAAGUACAUUGCACGUCUUUUUUACACUGCCGCUCAGUGAAUUGGAAUAUAACAAAAGUAAUUUAUGUUGUGAUGAUUUGCUGAUUCAAAUCCAUUUGGACGUCUUAAUAGUAAACGCACCAUGUCGUCAGUGUUUUUUUUACACUACAGCAAAAUGCCACAGCCAAGUCUAUUAUCCCUAUAAGAGUGUUGUUUUUCCAUUCAGGCCAUCCAAAGAACUUAGUGUGGAAAACAAAGUUCAGUCCUGCUCUGAAGUAGAAUGAGUGAGUCACUGCUCCAGUUCUGUGGCUGGUUUCUAGGUGUCAGUGACCUUCCUGAUCCUCUUACAACCGGAAGGUUCACGUUACAGCUGAGGGGACGAGCGAAGAAGUUGACAGGCUCGUUCAUUUUCCUCAUUUUUUAUUCUCUUAAGCAUCUAUAAAUGAAUUUCUAUUGUUAUUGCAGCGAGAGUAAGAGGAUAUAUUGUCUGUGCAUAGAUGCGCUCGUGUAAAUCCGGAUGCAUGGAUGUGUAGAUGUGACCGUACUUGCACUGCUCUCGAGUAUGUUUGGUCCUUUUUCCUGCUUCCUAAUUUCUAACAUGAUUAUUACAGCGGAGAGGUCAAACCGUGGAGCAUCUCAUUUUCCUGUCUCGACCAAAUUGAAUUUACUUUCUGAAAAGCCGGCUUGUUUGAUGGAGUGUCGGAGUGGAAAAGUGUGCUGAAGAUGUCAACAAGGUCAAAUAGAGAGGGGCUGUUGAAACCCAGAAUUGACAAACCAAAUGACGUGCUGCACUUUUGCCCAUCCUCAAAUCCUCCUUUUAUGGUUGCUUAAAGGACAUUUACAUGCAGCAUUGAAUUUAUGAGGUUCUGAAAUGGUUUAUAAACUGCCACCACAGAAGCCCUGAGAACUGUUUCUCUCCAUCUGUGAAUGGACGCUUAAAGUUUUGCUGUAGAGACUAUUUCUAUAUCAUCUUCCCAGAUGCUGAAUGAUUUGACUUCCAUUGAACGGCAGUUUGUCACUGUCUUCACCCUGAACAGCUCUGCGGAGACUGAUAAGUAGGUUUCAAGAAGGUUGCGGCAAGUAAUGCAUUUCUUAACAUACUCUGCAUUAUGAAUACAUGUGACUGUGUGAAUGCAAAUCAGGCUGUCUCACAGAGAGAAUAUGCAUCAUUCUCUGUGUAGAUGUUGUGUUUUUCAUAUCAAAAUUCAUGCAGGAGUCAACAGAACUUGGUGAUGUGAUCAAGUAGAAGGAAGCCAAAAAAAAAAAAGCUAUUUAAAUUCAUA